Messenger RNA from Photinus pyralis (common eastern firefly), 645 nucleotides. RefSeq names its product proteasome maturation protein-like. Lineage: Eukaryota; Metazoa; Arthropoda; Insecta; Coleoptera; Lampyridae. Gene Ontology annotation, cellular component: cytoplasm; nucleus. Bases 157 to 582 code for a protein of 141 amino acids. Gene Ontology annotation, biological process: proteasome assembly. The transcript is spliced from 3 exons. The record is from RefSeq and is a predicted model, not a curated record.
UUCGAUUUACCCUAUACAUACAUCAGGGUUACCAACAGUUAUUAUGAACAAAGAAGUUAUUGUGCUUGUCAUGCAAGUGUUUAUUAACCUAACAAAUUUAUACAGUUUUAGGUGUUUGUGUGUUAUCCACAGUUCGUAAAAUUCUCAUCAAAUAUCAUGAGUUUCGCACUACCUUCCAUUAAACCAAAACCAAGCUCGCCUAACGAAGCCAUCCUCGAAGACUCCACUGAUGUUGGUGUACCUACACUUCUCACAUCCGGACUGGCAGGUCGAGAAAUAGACGCCGACUUACACCCUUUAAUUUCAUCGGAACGUAACUAUCAUAAGAAUCGAGAUGCGAUGAACAUGGCAAUUUUAAGAAACACGCAAGGAAUGCACGCCCCGUUACGGUUAAAUAUGGAACUGCUGGCGGUGAAGAAGGUGGGCCGCUUGCCUUUCUUGCCGUCUUCAAAUGCUAUGCACGAUGCCUUAACCGGCCGUGAUUUAGAAGUAUGGCCGGAAGAUCUAUAUAACACUGCCGAAUUUAGGGAAAUGGCCGGUCAGCCGCAUGCUGUGGUGGAAAAGUCUUUAGGAAUUCUCUAACACUUGCAUUUUCUUUCUAAUUAAACUAAUAAUUAUAUAAUAAAUACAUUUUUUUGCAUUACA